AGAUGUUUCGCCACAAAUGCUUGCAGAGAUGAAAGAAAACAAUAUUGUGCUAAAGCAGGUCCGAGAACUCUUGAAACAACAGGUUAAAGAAAUAACUUUUUUGAAAAAUGCAGUCAUGGAAUGUGAUGCUUGCGGCAUUCAUACAAGUGCUACUGGCCAGCGAAUUGUUAUGACAGCUUUUGCAAACAAAUGUUUCCCUAAUCCCUGUUUCUCCGGAGUUACCUGCACAGAAAUUGGAUCUGGGUUCCAGUGUGGCCCCUGCCCACCUGGAUUUUCAGGAAAUGGAACUCACUGCACUGAUAUUAAUGAGUGCACUGUGAAUCCUUGCUUCCCACGUGUCCGCUGUGUCAAUACUUCUCCUGGGUUCCGCUGUGAUCCAUGUCCUAUUGGUUACAUAGGGAAAAGAGUUGAAGGAAUUGGUUUGGAGUUUGCAAGAUCUAAUAAACAGAUGUGUCAGGAUAUAGAUGAAUGCGGAAGUGGAAACAAAGUGUGUCCUGCCAACAGUGUCUGCACCAACACCAAGGGUUCAUACAAAUGUACUUCCUGUAAGGCUGGGUCAGGAGGUGAUCGUAAUUCCGCCUGUAACACUGAAAGAAGGUGUCCAAAUGGAGAGAUUAGCAAAUGUCAUGAAAAUGCAGAUUGCAUCAUGGAGCGAGAUGGAUCUAUAGCCUGUGUGUGUAAAGUGGGAUGGGCAGGGAAUGGAAUAUAUUGUGCGAAGGAUACAGACAUUGAUGGAUUCCCAGAUGAAAAGCUGCGAUGUUCUGAUUUGAACUGUAAAAAAGACAACUGUGUAACAGUGCCUAACUCUGGCCAGGAGGAUGCUGAUAGAGAUGGAAUUGGUGAUGCCUGUGAUGAUGAUGCUGAUGGAGAUGGAAUACCAAAUAUGCAGGAUAAUUGUGUCUAUGUUCCUAAUGUGGAUCAGAAAAAUGGAGAUCAGGACAACUUUGGCGAUGCUUGUGAUAAUUGCCGUAACAUCAAGAAUAACGAUCAGAGGGACACUGACCAGGAUGGGAAAGGGGACGUCUGUGAUGAUGACAUGGAUGGAGACAAAAUUAAAAAUGCGGUGGACAAUUGCAAAAAAAUUCCCAACACUAAUCAGAAGGACACAGAUGGGGAUGGUGUAGGAGAUGUAUGUGACAGCUGUCCCACUAUUUGGAACCCAGACCAGUCAGAUGCAGAUGACGACUUAGUAGGAGAUCAGUGUGAUACCAAUAAAGAUCAAGAUGGUGAUGGCCACCAGGACACACGUGACAACUGUCCAUCAGAUAUUAAUAGUUCACAGCUGGACACUGACAAGGAUGGCCUAGGAGAUGAGUGUGAUGAUGAUGAUGAUAAUGAUGGCAUUCCUGAUACUGCACCACCCGGUCCAGAUAACUGCAGACUUGUGCCUAAUCCAGAUCAGGCUGAUUCAAAUGGCAAUGGUAUUGGGGAUGCAUGUGAAGGUGAUUUCGACAAGGAUUUGGUAAUUGAUAUAUCUGAUGCUUGCCCUGAAAAUGCUGAGAUCACGCUGACAGACUUCAGGGAUUUCCAGACCGUUGUUUUAGACCCAGAGGGAGAUGCACAAAUCGAUCCAAACUGGAUUGUCCUAAAUGAGGGAAUGGAGAUUGUCCAGACAAUGAACAGUGAUCCAGGCCUUGCUGUUGGUUACACAGCAUUUAAUGGAGUGGACUUUGAAGGGACAUUUCAUGUUAAUACAGAAACAGAUGAUGAUUAUGCUGGAUUUAUAUUUGGCUAUCAGGACAGCUCGAGCUUCUAUUCUGUGAUGUGGAAACAGAUGGAACAAACAUAUUGGCAGGCAAACCCCUUCCGAGCAGUGGCUGAACCUGGCAUCCAGCUAAAGGCUAUUAAAUCAACAACAGGUCCUGGUGAGCAGCUCAGGAAUUCCUUGUGGCACACUGGGGACACAGUUAACCAAGUCAAACUGUUAUGGAAGGAUCCCAGAAAUGUGGGAUGGAAGGAUAAGACAUCAUACCGCUGGUUCCUACAGCACAGACCCUCAGUGGGAUACAUUAGAGCCCGGUUUUUUGAGGGUCCUGAGCUGGUAGCCGAUUCCGGGGUUAUAAUUGACACAACUAUGAGGGGUGGACGUCUUGGAGUCUUCUGUUUCUCCCAAGAGAAUAUCAUCUGGUCUAACCUGAGAUACCGUUGUAAUGAAACUAUACCUGAUGACUAUGAAACAUUUAAAGAACAGAAGAUCAGAAUCUGAAACUGAAAACCACUUUUGUGCCUUUAUAUGAAUUUAAAUAAGGAUGCACAGUGCAAUUUAUUUCUAAUACAGCUCUCAUACUUUCACCUGAUUUAUAUAACCAAAUAAAAAGUACAUAUUCGUAUGAGGAAAAUAA
Messenger RNA from Pseudophryne corroboree (corroboree frog), 2342 nucleotides. It is a transcript of the gene COMP, whose product is annotated as cartilage oligomeric matrix protein. Bases 17 to 2206 code for a protein of 729 amino acids. Lineage: Eukaryota; Metazoa; Chordata; Amphibia; Anura; Myobatrachidae. Gene Ontology annotation, biological process: cell adhesion. Gene Ontology annotation, cellular component: extracellular region. The record is from RefSeq and is a predicted model, not a curated record. Gene Ontology annotation, molecular function: calcium ion binding. The transcript has 18 exons.